ACGAAUGUUUCCUUCUAUGCGUCUUUCGCUUUCCGGCCUGGAGGAUGAAUCUAAUUACUGUGUUUUAUUGGAGAUGGUACCAGUAGGUGAUUGCCGUUAUAAAUUCUCCGGUUCGCAAUGGAUGCCUGCUGGCGGUGCGGAACCACAAAGUCCACAAAGAAUGUACUUGCAUCCGGACAGCCCAGCGUCUGGGGCCCAUUGGCAGGCGCAACCUAUCCUAUUUAAUAAAGUUAAGCUCACCAAUAACACACUGGAUAGUAAUGGGCACAUUGUUUUGGCCAGUAUGCAUAAGUAUCAACCACGAAUUCACGUGAUACGGACUGCAGACCUAACGCAAAUACCAUGGGCUCCUCAGCAAGCCUUCAUAUUCCCGGAAACGGAGUUUGUUGCCGUAACAGCUUAUCAGAAUGAUCGCAUCACCAAAUUGAAGAUAGACAAUAAUCCGUUUGCGAAGGGCUUUCGCGAAACUGGCCAAUCUCGAAGUAAACGUAAAAUGUCUUCAUCGCCAUCCGAUGAGGAUUCCGAGCAACAGCAGCAACAACAACAAGCUGGGCGCCAAUACGGCAUACGGCCAAUACAAACGCAACCGCAAACACAUUCCCACAGCCAGCGCAACGUUGUGUCGCCAACCAUUUCAGCCUUGCCACUGACCAGCGAGUCGGGAUCAUCAAUUUGUUCAGAUAAGACGACAAUUCCGAACAACGGCGAAAAUGACUUCGUGGACGUUGACAAUGUUACGGAUGCCGACAUCGAUGGUGGCGGACCACAAGUAAAGCGCUUGAGAUCAAAUAAGUUAGCCGGUUCGAUAGCAUCGACAGCGCUUGAAGAGAUGAUCAUUAAUGCGCAUGCGAAUAGCGAGCGUGAACCUUUUUCCGUCGUUACUGAAGAGACCAACUCACAACAAGCAUUACCAACACAAUUAUCAGAUAACUCUGUCGCGUCUGCUUUCGACAAUGGUGGUCAAUCGUCAUUUAUUUUCCAUCAUUUGCAGCAAAACAUGCAAACAAUGCUGCGACCUUCAUUGGUCGACUUAGCUUACACCUACUUUGGUCGAUCUCAGCCCAUUUACGUUCAACAUAUGCACCCACCUCACUCAACUAUCGGCGAUCAAACCCUGUCCAUCCCGAUGCCACCAGCAGCCGAGGGCUCACAUCUGGAGCGUACCGAUUCAUUGAUACCCUCUGGUACUAGCGAAGUACUAUGUCGCUCGCUAGUGCCCGACGAAGAGCAUGUCCUUGCGGCAACCGUUGACAACGACGAAGCUAAAAAGAAUUCUACUUUGAUAUCGAAUGAUACACAGAUACUGCAGUUGGAGAGCUUGAUGGGUCAUUCGCGACCAAAAAGAAAAGGUUUUAGCAUUUCCGCUAUUUUAGAAGGCAGCAGCUAGCAUGAACCAACAUACAUACAAUAUAAAAGAUGCUAGAAUAUUAAAAACUCACGUAUGUAACUGUGUAAUUGCACAUACUACACUAUACACUAUAUACUAUACUACA
Molecule: messenger RNA, 1493 nt
Organism: Bactrocera dorsalis (oriental fruit fly)
Lineage: Eukaryota; Metazoa; Arthropoda; Insecta; Diptera; Tephritidae
Product: T-box transcription factor TBX6
Biological process (GO): regulation of transcription by RNA polymerase II; heart development; positive regulation of DNA-templated transcription
Cellular component (GO): nucleus
Molecular function (GO): RNA polymerase II cis-regulatory region sequence-specific DNA binding; DNA-binding transcription factor activity, RNA polymerase II-specific
Source: RefSeq, a predicted model, not a curated record